Messenger RNA from Exserohilum turcica Et28A, 837 nucleotides. RefSeq lists its product as uncharacterized. Bases 1 to 837 code for a protein of 278 amino acids. NCBI's taxonomy places the organism in Eukaryota, Fungi, Ascomycota, Dothideomycetes, Pleosporales, Pleosporaceae. The record is from RefSeq and is a predicted model, not a curated record. The transcript has 3 exons.
AUGGCGCGACAAGAUGUGUCUACACGAUCCGUAUGGACUGAUCUAUGGCACGAUGAUCCCGUCCUAUACAUAGCACUGACAUGCACUUCGACCAUUAACAACGCCCUCAUGUCCCUGCUUGUGCUCGCUAUUCUCUCCACCCUCUACGAGACCUUCUGCAUCUGGCUCGGCCGCCGAGCCUGCCAGCCAUACAACUACCGCAUGAUCAACGGCGCGACUGAGCGUCCCAAGACGAGUGUCCUAGCUACCCUCGCUCGCUGCAACCGCACAUCUCCGCCUACGCUUGUCGUUGCAAAAGCAGCAUUCCACUCCCUUCUCUUCCUCUUGACACAGUACAUGAUAACCUCGCUCGUCAUCCAUGUCGCGCGGGCCAUGGUACCUAUGUGGGUGACACACCGCAAUGUGCGGCGGCGGUGCAGCCGGCUGCGUGAUCGAGGUCUGGAAUGCGCGGCUGCACAGAGAUAUCACACUCCUCUCCACAUGGCGGCUGCUGUCAUUCUUCUAUGCAUCAUUCGGGGCCUGGAACUACACAUCGACGUGCCUAGCGACGGACUUCAGCACAGCAAUCACAGUGCUGGCUUCUUGCGGCUGAGAGCAAAGUGCCGUGGUAUCCUGCAGACUGUGCUUGCUGCGCCGAUUACGUUAGUUUCUCUUUACACGGGAGUGUCAAGGGGUCAUAUAUGGGCACGCUUCAAGUUGCUGCUUGUCCAGGCACUUGUCUCGCUGGCUGUUUUCGUGGCGGGCAACGUUGUUUGUCUGGUUGCUGCGUUGCCGGACAUCCAAGGGACCAUGAUGGCACUGGAGGAAUCGGGCAUCACGGGUACAAAAGGAAUGUAA